AUGGCGGAGCUCGGCGGAAUGCUUGCCGCUGCCAUCCUCAAGGUGGUGAGCGACCAGAUUGGUUCGGCUAUCGGAGGUCAGAUCACCCUGCAGAAGAACUUCGACAAGGAUUUGAGGAAGAUGAAAAUGGCUCUGGAAUCUGUCGAGGCCUUGCUCAAGGUCGCCGAGAGGCGGUCCAUCACUGAUGAACCGACGCUUCUGUGGCUGAAGCGGCUCAAGGACGCCAUGUACGCCAUCUCGGACAUGAUUGAUGACUUCGAGGCCGAUACAGAACCAAUCACUCAGCCGUCUCCACGGAAGGUAUUUCUCAUUCAAAAAUAUUUGGCAAUUAUGAUCCCGUGUCUCAUAGUUGGUCCCAAGAUUACAAUGGCCAACAAGAUGGAGACGAUGAGGGAGGAUCUGAAGGUGAUAACCGAUCAGCACAAGGAAUUCAGAUUAUGGGAAGACGCUAAUACCAAUGAGCCAAAGGUUACCGAUAUACGGGAAACCACGUCAAUCAUGGAGACACAUAUUGUUGGGAGGGCCAUUGCGGAAGAGGAAAUAUUGGCUUCUUUAUCUGAGAACAUGCAAAACGAGAUCACAAUCCUUCCCAUAUGUGGAAUUGGAGGCCUUGGAAAGUCAACCUUGGCAAAAAUGGUUUACAAUAAUUCCAAAUUCAAAGAAUACUCUCAGGUGUGGGUUUAUGUGUCACAGAUAUUUGAUUUGAAGAAGAUUGGCAAUUCUAUAAUAUCACAACUAUCAAUGGACGUAAAGGAGAGUGAGUACAGUACAAUGCAGAUGAUACACAAUUGUCUUCAAAAGCUCCUUGCCGACAAGAAGAUUCUUAUUAUUCUAGAUGACCUCUGGGAGGGUGAGCAAUUUCAGCUGAAGAGUCUAAUCGAUAUGCUACAGAUUGGGAAGGGCAGUAACGUGGUAGUCAUAGUAACCACACGUGAUGAUGUCAUUGCAGAAAAAAUCUGUACCAUCAAACCAUACAAAUUAGCACCAUUGAGUGAUGAAAUGUGCUGGUCUAUAAUAAAGCAAAAGAGUUCAUUUGAAUCUAGAGAUGACAAAGAUCAAUUAGAGGAGAUAGGAAAGGUCAUUGCAAUGAAGUGUUGUGGUGUGGCUUUAGCAGCUAACUCUCUUGGACACAUGAUGCAAUCUAAGAAGCCAAGUGAAUGGGAAUCAGUGAGAGAUAGUAAUAUCUGGAAUGCAUCUUCUUCAACAGAUCUAACUUCUUUGCAAACUAUCAAAGUGUAUGAUGAAGAUAUGACGUUGUUGACCAUGCAUGAUCUGGUACACGACUUAGCAAGAUUAGUCAUCGACGAUGAAAUUUUUAUUGUUGGCAAAGGCGGGAACACUAAGGGAGUCUGCAACCAUUAUGCAUUGCUUGAUGAUUGUAGUAAGCCAUUGGGCUUGGAGUCAUCCAAGAUAAGGGCACUCUGUUUUAUGGACUGUGACAAAAUUGAACUUCACCAUGCUGCAUUUUCAUCUGCCAAGUCCCUGCGCGUCCUUGACUUAAGCGAGUGCAUCAUACAUAAGUUGCCAGAUUCUAUUGGUGUAUUGAAGCAGCUAAGGUAUCUUAAUGCUCCUAGAGUCCAAGAUACAGUCAUUCCGAAUGACAUCAUCAAGCUCUCAAAGUUAUUGUACCUUAACCUUCAUGGGUCUUCUAAAAUCUUGGCUUUACCAGAAUCCAUUGGAAAAAUUGAAGGUCUGGCAUAUCUUGAUUUGUCCGGUUGUUCAGAAAUUGAAAAGUUGCCAGAAUCAUUCGGGAGGCUUAAAGAAUUAGUGCAUCUUGAUUUGUCAAAUUGUUCUUGUAUUGGAGGUAUAUCGGAGUUCUUGGGCAGCCUCACAAAAUUGAAAUAUUUGAACUUGUCUCACUGCCAAAAAAUUGGAGAGAUGCCAGAAGCUCUGGGCAUCCUAUCAAAACUAGAGUAUCUGAACUUAUCUUUCAGCUCAUAUCUUGAAAGUUGCCAAGAAGCAGAAGUUUUGGGCACCCUGAACAAACUUGAGUAUCUGAACUUAUCUUCAGAGAAGUGUGAUCUUCGAAAGCUUCCGGAAGCUUUGGGAAGAUUCAUUCAACUCAAGUACUUAAACAUGUCAGGUUGUAAGAAAAUGUUAGACUUGCCAAGGUGGAGUCUAAAAAAUUUGGUGCAUCUUGAUCUAUCAUACUGUCGUAGUAUUGAUUGUCUAGAUGAAGCUUUGGCUGGUCUUUCCAAUCUGCAACAUUUGAAUUUACAGGGUACAGGUAUCAUGUUGUUGCCAGAAAAUGUGACCAAUCUCAAGUAUUUGAAUGUGUCUGGUCUUAUUGAUAGGGCUGAAGAUAGCAUUGACAGUCUCAUCAACUAUAUAUGCAAUAAUUUUUUGAAUCUGGAGCAUUUGGACUUGUCUCAUAAUUGGAUGGGAAGUAUUCCUGAAAGUAUUUGUAACCUGAGAAAACUGCAUACACUGAACCUCGCAAAAUGCUAUGUUCUUACAAAGAUACCAGGUAGUUUAGGUACAAUGGAUAGUUUGAAGUUUCUUGAUAUAAAUGAUUGUUUUGGAAUCUCCAAAGCCCCUCAGGUUGGUAGCAGUGCAAUAUCGUUACCACACUUUGGGGUGCAGCCUGGUGAUGGCCACUCUAGUAGCAACCUCGUCCUGCUACAACACAUAGAUCCUGUGGAGCUCAACUUGACUGAACUUGAAAAUGUGAAGUCCGUAGAAGAGGCCCAACGUAUAAAUUUGAUGGAGAAGAAAAAUCUUGAGUACUUGAAACUGAAGUGGACUCCAGAUGCUGAGAGGUUUGUGGAUCAUAAAAUUUUGAUGGAAAACCUGGUGCCACCAAGCACAUUGAAGAAGCUGGAGAUAUGUGGUUACAAGGGUGUCAGCUUUCCAGCCUGGCUAGUGCUGGACCAAUUGCCAAACCUAGAGUGGCUGGUUCUCAGAGGCAUGGCAAACCUGGAAGAGUGGACCACGUCACACUCCAGUGGUGAGGAUCACGUGCUUGGAAAGUUAGAAAUUCAUGAUUGCCCCCUGUUAAGGUUGAAACCGCGUCCACCUAAAGCUAUAGCGUGGGUGAUAUCAAAGAGUGAUAAUGUGCUAUCAUCAUGGGAAGGGUGUAGUGGACCACACACCAAUGCCACCUCCUCCUUUUCUCCUGUAACUACUGAGCUGUCAGUUGAAAACAGCAAGGUACCUCUGCACCAGUGGAGCUUGCUUCAGCACUUCCCUGGCCUCACUGAUUUGCAUAUUAAAGGCUCAGUCGAUCUGAUCGGCUCACCAGAGGUCCAACAUCUCUCCUCUCUGAAGACUCUAGCACUAGAAGACAAAUACUUGGAAGAGCUGCCAAAAUGGCUGAACGAGAACAACUGGCAACUCAAAAGGCUACAGCUGUGGGGUUGCAGCAGCAUGGCAUCACUGCCGCACUGGCUAGGAGAAUUAACCUCCCUCGAACAACUUUUCCUGGUUGACUGUGAUGUCUUGUGUUCUUUGCCAGAAAGCAUACAACAACUCACCCAUCUCAAGAAACUAUACAUUAUUGGCUGCUCUGAGUUAAAUCACUUGGGUGAAAGGGUAUGUCUCCUGCCCAGCUCUCUGGUGAUUCUUGAUAUCUCGAAUUGUAAGGGUAUCAAGUGUUUCCCUGAGGGUAUGGAACAACUCACCAACCUCCAAACACUAAUUAUUUCUGAUUGCCCUGACCUAAAGCAGUGGUGCGAAUUAGAGGAGAACAUGAUGAAGCUGGCUCACAUAGAAGACAAGAGCAUUCGCUAGAGCUUGUUGAGUUAGACACUGUAUAUCGCACAUCAAAAGUGGCACUGACGGCACCCUCGAUGUCGCCGUCAGACAGAUGUGGCCCCCGAGGCUCCCGUGCCAGGUACAACUGCCAACUGCUGCUGCCCAAGGUUUGGAGAUGCAUGGCGUGCAAGCCAAGGCCACGCUGCACGUGACAUCCGCGCUGGUUGAUGUGUCUGACGAAUUCGGAGCCCGACUCUCCAGAGGUCGCCAACAUUCCUCUCCAGGAGGGCCCAGAUCCAGCCAAGCAGGAUGCGCCGACCAUGGGCCCUGUUGUUGGGGUGGUGGACGCCAGCCCACCAUGGGCUACCGCAAGUCAGCUGCUCCAACUCGCGCAGAUUUCCAGGGCAGAAUUAAACCCUCAAGCCCAAGCAGCGAUCUGGAUAGCUCAUUUGGAAGGACAUAUGAAGAUCAAUGUCGAUGCAGGCGGAGUGGUAGCAGCAAUCUGCAGAGAAGAGGCUGGUGUCAUAUGUGGCGGCCUCGGUUUUAACUGUACCUGGGAUCUCCGAUCUAGCAACCUUAGAAGCUGUUGGCCUGCCUGGUGGGUCUGCCUCUUGUUACUGAUCUAAAUCUUAAGAAACUGCUAGUGUCAUCCGAUUGCCUUGAGGUCAUCAACUCCAUCAAUGAUUUAACCAACAGCAAUUGUUUCUCUA
This is a messenger RNA of Lolium rigidum, 4403 nucleotides long. RefSeq names its product putative disease resistance protein RGA1. Gene Ontology annotation, molecular function: ADP binding; protein binding. Bases 1 to 3729 code for a protein of 1242 amino acids. The transcript has 4 exons. Lineage: Eukaryota; Viridiplantae; Streptophyta; Magnoliopsida; Poales; Poaceae. The record is from RefSeq and is a predicted model, not a curated record. Gene Ontology annotation, biological process: defense response to fungus.